AUGGCAUUAGUUGUCCUGUGUGUUCCUGUUAGUCCAGGCACUAGCAGAUUAAUUUGGGCCUUCCCUAGGAACUUCAAUAUUUGGGUGGAUAAAGUUGUACCUAGAUGGAUACUUCACAUGGGGACAAACCUUAUCCUCGACUCAGAUUUGUGCAUUCUUCAUGAUCAAGGGCUGAAAAUCAAGCAAGCCGUCGAUCCUGCAUAUUGGCAGAAGGCAUGUUUUCUGCCUACAAAAUCAGAUGCUCUAGUUGUUGGAUUCAGGACAUGGUUGAACAAAUAUGCUGGCAGUGAAGUUGAUUGGAGUGGGAAGUAUGGACAGAUAGACACCCUUGGCCUGUAUUGGACUCAUGUAGUGAAUUGCCCCAGCUGCAACCGUGCAUACAAGAUUCUGAAGGUGCUCGAAACCGUUCUGCAGGUCCUGGCUUUCGGACUGAUGGGCAUUGCUGUUGCAACAAAGCAGGGUAUGGUGUCAACAAAUACGAGAGCUGGAUUGGUGAUAUUAGCUACCAUGUCCUUUGCAGCUUCAAGAUGGUUGGCUCAUCUUGUCUAUAGUAAUUUCCAUUACCAUGACUACAAUCAAUCGUUACGAGAGAACGAGAUGAUUGUAAUUCUACUAAGGCAAUUAGGCCUUCAGGUGUAG
Linum tenue is the source of this 639-nucleotide messenger RNA. The record is from the annotation of a GenBank genome assembly. NCBI's taxonomy places the organism in Eukaryota, Viridiplantae, Streptophyta, Magnoliopsida, Malpighiales, Linaceae.